Messenger RNA from Rattus rattus (black rat), 1293 nucleotides. RefSeq names its product chromosome 8 C11orf71 homolog (gene C8H11orf71). The coding region runs from base 177 to 530 and encodes 117 amino acids. NCBI's taxonomy places the organism in Eukaryota, Metazoa, Chordata, Mammalia, Rodentia, Muridae. Gene Ontology annotation, cellular component: nucleus. The record is from RefSeq and is a predicted model, not a curated record. The transcript has a single exon.
CAUGCGCACGGGACAAGAGCCCGUUUCCGGCGGCUCCUCCUUCCGCCGUUGCACGAAAAAUGGCGGCUGGGAUCGGUAACGGUUGCGUCCGACGCGGGCUGGAGUGAUCUGCGGUGCUGCCGAGGGCCCAGUUUGAUCGACGUACGUCUAGCAAACACUGCAGGCGGUGUUUGAAGAUGGCCCAGAACUCGGUGUCGCUGUCCGCCGGCGAUCAAGCCAACAGGAUGGCCCACCGAUCCUCCCAAGGAGAUCUCAACCCGUCGGCCAUGGCUUGGGCGAUGGUCUCCGGAGACAGCUUCCUGGUUACUAGACUUGAUCCGAAUCAGCCAGGACCUCGGCCACCAGCGCGACCUAGCGUUCGGACCGACAGACGUCGAGUGCCCGUCGGUGGCCGCAGCCGUAGCCGAAGCCGCCAAGGCAGAUUCUCGCCCUACCCGAUCCCAGGCGUCAAACUCGACCUCUUAAGAAGUGUGCUGCAGCAGCGUCUGGUUGCGUUAGGAUCUGCUCUCGCAACCCGAAUCUCAGCGUAGAGCAAAUGUCUCCCCUCACUUAGCUUGCAAACAAGGCCUUUCCAAAAUCAUUUCUUGGUGUAACGGCAGUUUGAUUUUUACUGACGUACUUUCACCGAUGUGGGCGGUUAUUAUAGGCUAUCAAAAGUUAACCGGACAUAGUAACACAUUUUUAAUCUCAGUACUCGGGAAGCAGUCUCUGAGUUACAGGAUAGCCCGUGUUACAUAAUUGAGGGGCUUAAUAUCCUUCCAUCUGGGGCCAGGAAGAAUGUAGGAAGGGUUUUCUUAGGUAAUCACAAAGCUAAGUGAUUGGGUUUUCUUAGGUAGACACAAAACUAAGUGAUUAUUUGAGUGAUGUAGAGUCUCUAAUAGUGUAGACUUCCCUGGAUAGUCUUGAACUCAUUCUCGCACCUGGGCCUCCCAGGUGCUGGGAUUUACAGGCCCGAGCCUUACACCAGGAUUGAGUAACAGUUACUCAAUGUGGAAUCCAACUGUAUCUGAGUUCCACAAUCCUCCCUGAUUACUUUGAGACUUCGAAUUCAAGCUUUUGUAACUAUCUUCCUCUUUACCCCUGACUACCCUUGAAUUCAUGUUGAGAACAAAUGUCCUUUAUCAGUUGCUUUAUCUUUACACCUUUCCUCGCCACCUAACUAUACACCCCUUCUGCGUUCUUUCUUCUUUUUCUUUACAAAUGUCUACAGAUUCCCAGUCUUGGGAUGUCUCAUUUUGUACCUCUGACAAGACUGCCUCUACCUCCCACGUGCUGAUAUUAAAGGCAUGCUCC